Messenger RNA from Brassica oleracea var. oleracea, 438 nucleotides. RefSeq lists its product as uncharacterized. NCBI's taxonomy places the organism in Eukaryota, Viridiplantae, Streptophyta, Magnoliopsida, Brassicales, Brassicaceae. The transcript has 2 exons. The record is from RefSeq and is a predicted model, not a curated record. Bases 1 to 405 code for a protein of 134 amino acids.
AUGGCGAUUCCAGAGCUUCCACGCGGGGACGAGCAACGCGAGAUCGUGAACCCGCACGCACGAAGAGGAAGAAGCGUCGACGUCUCAACUCAGGGUCAAGAGACGUGGGGAGCUACGAAGAAGAAGAAGUCGCGACGUCUCGACUCGGGGUGUAUAAACACAAAGAGCAGAGGUCCAACAAACCUAGUUCCAAGAGUUGAAGACAUUAAAGCACUUGAGAGGGAGAUAGCAAGACAGAGAAGAGAAGUAGAGCAACAAACUCACUUGCAAAGGUUGGGGUUUGAUAUGAAGAAUCUGCCUCAAGAUGGUGAUGCCCAAGGAGGCAUUGAUCACCUCCAACGUCCCACAUAUGAUUGGGACCAUCCUUGUAUGCAAGACUUCUUCUGGAUAGAAGACGAAGAUUAGUGUGCACAAAUAGUCAAAUACCAAAUCUUCUGC